Molecule: messenger RNA, 1908 nt
Organism: Capronia coronata CBS 617.96
Lineage: Eukaryota; Fungi; Ascomycota; Eurotiomycetes; Chaetothyriales; Herpotrichiellaceae
Exons: 1
Coding region: 1-1908 (635 amino acids)
Biological process (GO): DNA-templated transcription
Cellular component (GO): nucleus
Molecular function (GO): DNA binding; zinc ion binding; DNA-binding transcription factor activity, RNA polymerase II-specific
Source: RefSeq, a predicted model, not a curated record
AUGAAGACAGCUCGGCCAUACCGAUCACACAAAUAUCCAGCCUGUGCACGAUGCCACAAACGUCGGUCACGCUGUACGAUCGAGAUCCCCGGACAGGCAUGUCUCCUAUGCCGGAUGCACGGAGUGGCAUGCUCCUCCGCAAUAGCCAAGAAAGAUGACCGUGUCAGCCCAAGGGUGGGCUUCGUACACCGAUCACUGCUUGCGGAAGACAAAUCUCUGGAAAGCUUCUCCACGCACAUCGUAGGCCCCGUCAUCGCUCGCGACACACAGAUUCUCGACCAGUACCUUCCGCAAACUCCUCCCGGUGCCACCGCCAACGGCAGCACGGGAGAAGGCUACCUUGCAAUUCCACCCAACGGAGGGCCGGGUCGUGGUGACCCACAGAAGGCCAUUUACCAUGUCCCAAUCCCGCCGCGGAGACCCAGCCCGACAGACUGCAACUGUGCGAGAAAUCUACCCGCCGAGCUGCUGGAGCAAGUCGAUCCGUUCAUGGACAACCUGCUGGUCUAUUACUACGAGAACAUUCACCCCUGUUAUCCAGUAACAGAAGAAGACUUCGUGCUGUCAAGAAUCAAAGAGCCCAGUCCCUCCCCCCCUAUUACCGCUCCUCCUCGGACCUUAUUCGUGAACCUACUGGCAUAUGCACUCUUCUACUGGGACGCGCCCUCGCCUUAUGCCAUCAGACCAGAUCAAGAUUUCGCAUGGCAGGCGGCAGUCGGAGCGAACCUAGCAGACAUGCAGAAAGGAGAUUUGGCGACGAUCGUCAGCAUCUGCAUCAACGUAUCGGGACGCCCUUCACGGCGUUUAGUGAGCAAUGUCACUAGCGUCGCCCGGGCCGUGGCGUUAUCACAUGCGAUCGGGCUCAACCACGACUGCAGCGAAUGGAAGAUAGGAGAUCUGGAGAAGCGAAUGCGCUGGAAAACAUGGUGGGGUGUUGUGAUUCAAGACAGGUGGUUCAAUUUCGCCCAAGGAACGCCUCCCUAUAUCUCAAAGGGCCAUUACGACGUCCCGCUCCCCACCGUCGACUUACUCACCCGAGGCCGGCCGGGCUCAAUCAAACACACCCGCGCCGCAGAAGUCUAUAUCCACUUCUGUCGCUUGACCGAGAUCGUUGGCGACGUGCUACCUCUAAUCUACCACAUUCGUUCGGGAAACGACAGUAUAGCAGCCGAACAGACGUCGAGGUCGGAGAUUGAAUUGAACCGCUGGGUCGAGAGCCGACCUGGCUGGCUGAAUUUGGAUGAGUUCCACAACCGACCUCCCGUGCCUGGUCUGUUGAAUCUGCAAUUAUGUUAUCUUGCCGUGCGCAUGUUGCUGCGGCGCAUAGCGUGGCAUGAAAUUAGUCAGCGCCAGAGCGACCCGGCCACGUCGUGGCUGCUCGGCUGCCACGCGGCGGCGGAGGAUGUCGUGAGGUUUGUCACGUCGUUGCACACACAGGACUUGAUGGGGUUCUGGUUGCCGUACAGUGCGCAUCACUUCACCUCUGCGGUGACGCUGUUGCUGCGCUGUGCUUUGCAGACCAGCUACUCGAAUGUGCGGGCUCAGUGCAUGACCAGUGCACGGACGCUGGUCGAUUAUCUGAGGAAAUACCAUGAACACGAUCACUGGGAUCUGGCCGAGACAGCCUUGUCGCAGAGCGAGACGGUUCUGAAGCGCGUUGAGGAUUCUUUGCCGCGGACACCUUUACCUACGAGGCCGAAUCUGCCCGGGGCUGCGAUGCCACUCGAGCAAAUGGUUACGACGCGAGGGUUUAUGGACGAGACACUACUCGGUGAACCGCUGCCCGAAGAUGUUUUCGUGACAGCGCAGGGCCAGGCGUCACUCGAAGAGCUGUUCCCCGAGAUAUUUUCAGAUUUUACCGACACCGCUUUACUUACUGGCCAGGCUCUACUGGAUUUUAAUCAAUGA